Mercenaria mercenaria is the source of this 2524-nucleotide messenger RNA. Its product is annotated as organic cation transporter protein-like. The transcript is spliced from 10 exons. Gene Ontology annotation, cellular component: membrane. Gene Ontology annotation, biological process: transmembrane transport. Lineage: Eukaryota; Metazoa; Mollusca; Bivalvia; Venerida; Veneridae. Gene Ontology annotation, molecular function: transmembrane transporter activity. The coding region runs from base 290 to 1954 and encodes 554 amino acids. The record is from RefSeq and is a predicted model, not a curated record.
UAUUUAAGGACUCAAUUUAAAGAUAAUAAACAAAGGUAAUACAUUUAGGUUAUACAUAAAAUUGACGCGGGUCGUUUUAAAAUUAUUUUUUAUAUACAAAUAAGCCUAUCGACUUAAAUAAAACAUAUUUACUAGUUUUGAUGUGUUAUUGUACCAGUGGAGGCUUUAAUGUACCAAUGAGGCUGUAUACAUAUUUGCUAAGCUGACUAAAACCUUCAGUUUAAAUUAACUUAGUUUGUCUUCUCAAGUUCUAAGUACAUUCAUUUCUGAGAGAGAGCUUUAAAGCAAAAUGCAACGAAGAGCUCACGAGUUGGACGAUAUAUGGCGGAUUCUUAAACCAUGGGGAAAAUUUCAAAUUGGACAACUUGUUCUUGUUCUGGUUGAUUACAUACCGGCAGCCUUUGCGAUAUUAAGUGCAGUUUUUACUGGAUACAUACCUGAAUACGAGUGUGAAGUGCCCACAGCGAAUGGUAAUGAAACAUCAGCAGUUUGGAAUAUUACGUUCAAGCCACACAUGUGUCACUACAAUGUUUACAACCACACUGGCAAUGCAUCUAUCUUACUGGAGAAGCGGACGUGUGACAAUUACGUAUAUUCAAAAGAAAAUACUUACUCCUCUGAGUGGAACUUGGUCUGCUCUCGUGCAAAUCUGGCUGCACUAGCACAGUCCCUUGUGCUUGCCGGACAAGGUCUUGGCGCUUUAACCAUGUCUCAUGUGGCCGAUAGACUAGGACGCAAGACGGUUCAUAUAAUUUCUCAUAUAGGGGUUUUGGGUUCGAUGAUUGUCAUGGCAUUUUCACAGAACAUUUACAUGUUACUAACAAUGAGACUUGUUACUGGCACAUUUCAACAGGGAAUCGUGUGUACUGGAAAGACCCUUGCCUUAGAAUUAUUCCCCGUGGAAAUCCGUGCCCACACAGCCCCACUCGGAUCAUUAGCAUGGUCUUUCGGUGUCAUGCUUCUGGCUCCAUAUGGCUAUAUAUUCCGUGACAUCGAUUGGCGAUACCUUCAGUUAGCAUUUGCGGCAUUUUCUAUCUAUGCUUUAGCUGAAUGGUGGAUGAUGGAAGAGUCCGUUAGAUGGUUAAUAUCAAACGGUCGGUUAAAGGAAGCAAAAUUCAUUCUUGAGAAAGCAGCAAAAAGAAAUGAAGUGGAUUUCAGCAAGCUGGAAGAUAUCCUUCAUGAAAACAUCCGUUUAUCCGACGAAGAUCAUUGUGAAAAAGACUUAACUAGGGAGGAGAUGGAAUCAUUUGCAGAUGAGAAAGGAAGACCGAAUAACAGCAAGUUGCAGUCAACCAAGACGGUGGAAAAAUAUACUGUUCUCGACAUUCUAAAAAAUCCUUCUCUCAGAAUAGACACAUUUAUUCUUUGGUAUUCAUGGAUAGUAGCGGCUGGGGUGUAUUAUGGCCUCACACUUGUGUCAACCCAUCUUGCUGGGGAUCGAUUCCUGAACUUCUUCUUGAGUGGUGUUAUGGAAUUUCCUCCACAUUUAGUUUGCUUCUUUCUUUACAAUAGAUUAGGACGAAAGAAGACUAUGAUCUUAUGGUAUGCAUUAGCAGGGAUUUCUCUAGUUGUUUCAACAGUCUUGCUUACUGUCCUUGAAGGAAACAGCGUUGCUGCUGCAAUAGCAACACUAUUUUCAUUACUCGGGAAGGCGGGAAUUACGGGCGGAUUCAGCACUGUCUUCUUGUAUACUCCAGAAAUAUAUCCCACCAAUUAUAGGAACAGUGGUCUUGGAAUUGCUUCAUCCAUAUCAAGGAUUGGUGCCUUGCUGGCCCCAUUCGCUAGUAACUUGGCGCUGAUAUCGUUGUGGAUACCAGGUGCAAUAUUUGGUGGCAUGUGUCUGUUGGUAGUUAUUCUUGCUCUGAGACUUCCAGAGAGUGCUAGACAUGAGCUUCCUACAACCAUUGAGGACUUUGACAAAUGGGACACAAAACAACGGACGUCGAAAGAAUAAAUCAUACAUUAGUUGUUGCGACACUUUAAAUUAACCACAAACAUGUAAAAAAAUAGUAAACAUUCAAAGCAGAGUGAAUCUGCUUAUUACUAUUCUAACAUAACCCGACUUCCUAUUCAACAAAGAAGACUGAAAAUUGUGUUAUUAUGCACCAGUUCACUGUUUACACGUCACAAUUAUUACUUCAUAGUGUCAAACGUCAAAGUGGCACGCUGGAUAAGAAACACAUAUAAAACAGGCAAAUAUUUCGUGGAUAUCGUAAAGGAUGUACAUAAUAAUCCUUGAUAACGUGUUAUAAUCGCCCUCGUGGUAUUAUUCUUUCGCAUCUGAACUCCAAACAGUGAUUUCAACGACAUAUCACUGUUUGGGAUAUAUGAUAUUAUUUCUUAAAUAACAUGUGGCACAAGAAAAUAAGAGGAAACAAAUAAAGAUGUUUCGUUUUGGUUUGUCAGUCUAAAGACAAAACGAAACGAUGGUGUCUCUUCUAUAUUAAACAAGAAUAUGAAAGUCUGUGAAAUUGAUCUGUAAAUCUUAUCACACUGAGUUACAGUUAAUUAAACAUAAAAAUCA